This is a messenger RNA of Protopterus annectens (West African lungfish), 624 nucleotides long. RefSeq names its product lymphocyte antigen 6B-like. Lineage: Eukaryota; Metazoa; Chordata; Ceratodontiformes; Protopteridae. The record is from RefSeq and is a predicted model, not a curated record.
AAAUUGAAACUGAAACUCAUACAAAGGAUCAUAAAUUGAAAAUGAAAUUCAUCAUUCUUGCUCUCAUGUAAAACUCAUAUCCCUGAGGCAAUGUAACAGUGCUAGAAAAUCACCUGAUAGCACUUGGAAGGCAUGAACUUUAACUUAAAUUUUGUUUCUCCUGAAACAUAUAAAUACUCCCCAUUUCUGCACUUUUUGGAACAUCAUUUUCACUUCAGCGUGCAAGAACAAAUGAAGAUGUCAUCACUCUUGAUCAUCACACUUGCAGCAGUUUUAUUUGUAGCACGGGUUCACUCCCUACAGUGUUACAGUUGUCACUCAUAUGUUACCAGUGAUCAAUGUACAUCAACUGCUACAUGUUCAUCAUCUGAACCUUCCUGUAUGAAGAUAUCAGGAGAAUCUAAUCUGUGCAACUCCGCAUUGAGUGUUAAUAUUAACUAUAAGGUUUUAGUAGCUUCAGCAUGUGCAAUUAUCACUGCUAUAAAAUUUGUAUUUUGAUGCAGCCCAACGUAUGCAUUAUUUUUUCUCAUUAAAACUGAAUCCAAAUUGUAUAGUUCAGAAUUGCUUGUAAUGUUUGGAAAAAAUGUUUGAAUCAUGUUAUAAACAUCAUAAAAAUAUAUCUCA